AUGUCAUCGUUUUCUAAUGAUGUAUUGUGGCAAGAUAGAGAAGUUCGCUUUGAUACUCCACGCUGUGAUUUAAUAUUUAGAAAGGGGGAAGUAAUCUUCAAACCCAUAGAAAAUGUUGAAGAUGUGAAAGGAAACAAUGGAGAUAAAGGGACUCUAUACAUAACUAACCUGAGACUACUCUGGAUAUCUAAGUGUGAAAUUCGGAAUAGCUUAUGUAGGAUUAAAGAUGUGCUGUUACUUAUAUUACUUCAGCUAUUGGCUUUAGCUGCUUCAUAA
Molecule: messenger RNA, 276 nt
Organism: Schistosoma turkestanicum
Lineage: Eukaryota; Metazoa; Platyhelminthes; Trematoda; Strigeidida; Schistosomatidae
Source: the annotation of a GenBank genome assembly